Onychostoma macrolepis is the source of this 2544-nucleotide messenger RNA. RefSeq lists its product as uncharacterized. The record is from RefSeq and is a predicted model, not a curated record. NCBI's taxonomy places the organism in Eukaryota, Metazoa, Chordata, Actinopteri, Cypriniformes, Cyprinidae. The transcript is spliced from 3 exons. Bases 176 to 841 code for a protein of 221 amino acids.
GAGUUCACUAGUUUAAAUAUCCGUGAGGACGAGAUUAGAUGCCACUACGGGACCUGAAGAGCUUCUCCGGGACCAGAGCCACCUCUGAUAUUGCCUUGAGAGUGGCGAUACGGGCCGUCACAACUUCACCCGCGACACUCUACCAAAGCCCAGUGGAGAACUUCUGACACCUAACAUGUCUGGAAAUCGACAUAUAAGUUACCCUGGACAUGAAGACAAUGAUGAAGAAUCUGACAUACCUUAUACCAAACAGCUGUGGAAAGGCAAAAAACACAGUGUAGAUCUAAAAAUUUCAAGUGACAUAAAUAAGAAAUUAUUAAAAAAGGAAACUUGGGAAAUCAAAUCGAAGACUACCAAGAAGCCAUAUGUGAAAGUCACAUCAGCUCAUGUUAAUAUAGUCGAUACCAUAAACAUAAUUGAUACGUAUGACAGAAAACCACAUGCCCAUGCAAAAAAGAAGUAUGCUCAAGCUGGAACAUAUGCGCAUGGUCUUGAAGAUGAACCAGGAAAGAGGAUUCCCAAAGCUGGAGUCUAUGCCGAAGCAGGAAUUGGACGAGCUCGUGCUGAAGCCAGUGUAUUUGAGGCAGAAGCCAAAGGCCCAAACGCCUCGGCUGGUGCUGAAAUCAGUGUGGUUGGAGCUGGAGCAAUGGCUCGAGCUGAAAUUGCCAGUGCAUCAGCUAAAGCCGGUCCAGUUGGUGUUAAAUUGGGGCUUGGAGUCGACACGGGUGUAUCUGCUGGUGUGGGUGGGCUGGAGGCAAAAUUUCUGGGAACUGGAAUCUCAGUUGGUCCUAAAACCAGUGUAUCUCUUGUGGGUUCAGAAGUUUCAUGUUCAGUCAUGUAAUCAGACAGGUAUUAAUUAUCUUUGGAUAUUCAUAUGUAACAUUUUUCCACCAAAUUAUGAAAACAAAAAUCUAAUAUAUCAACAUUUGUGAGAUUUAAAAGGAUUGAGGUUAAUUGAUAUAAAUUUGUAUCUCUGGCAAUAUAACAUUGUGUUAUGUUGAAUGUAAAAGUAUUUUGUGUCUGUUUGUUAAUGACGGAUUUGUGGAUAGAUCUGUGUUUUUACGUUUAGUGUCAUGUUACAUGAUGUCAUGUGUUAUUAUUUUUCAUUUAAUCCUAAUUGUAAUUAAUGGGGUUAUUAUUUGAUAUUCCCAUGAAUUCGAUGCACAUUUCAGACAUUUUCACUUUCAUUAAAACCUAAGAGUGAAAUCAUAAAAUUUGCAUUCCUAAUGUUUCUAUUAUGACAUACAUACUGUGCAAAAGUCUUAGGCCACUAGUAUUUUCAGCAGCUUAUUUCUAUCUUUUGCUGCAGUGUGUCAGUAGGAAAUAUCAGUUCACAUUUCCAAACAUUCAUUUUGCCAUUAAUUGUAAUAAUCCAGUGAGAUUUUUGUUUGCUCCACACAGAGAUCUGAUCUGAUCAUCAUCAGUCUGUCUGGAAUGACAUGAAGAAACAGAACAAACUGAGACAGACUAAAUCCAGAAGAACUGUGGCAACGUCUCCAAGACGCUUCAAGAAACCUCCCUGCAAAGCUACAAUACUGUUAAAAGAUUUAUGCACGUGUAAAAAUGCUGUUAAAUGAGGAUGCAGUCAAAAAUAAUGUCAUUAAUAGAUUUUCUUUAUCAAUUAACUUCUCUAAAUUAAAUAAACAUUUGGUGUGAGCAUCCUUUGCAUUUAAAGCAGCUUUUGCCCUUUUGCAAAGUUUUCCAGGUAGCUUUGCGGGUAGGUCUCUUGAAGCAUCUUGGAGACGUUGCCACAGUUCUUGCUUAUAUUGAAAUCAGAGAUGCUGGUCCUGUGCCCUGCGGAGCUGGUGGAAAACGUCUCCCCUCACUUGUCAAUAGUGAUUAAACGGUGUAAAAACGACUGUCAGGAAGAGAUAAGUGUAAUCAUUCAGAACUAUGGAAUAUUGUUUGCAGAUCUCAUGCAUGUUUUGUGUGUAUGUCACCUGUCAUGUAACAGCUAGCAAAUAUUAUGUUUAGUUUAGCUACUUACAUAUCUCGCACUUUAUAGACACAAACUGAUGCAUCGCGUUGGAAUUCGUGCUCAGCAGCCUCUGUGAACAUUAUUGCACACCUACUUUGACGUGAUUGGUCAUCUCUUAUAUUUUGUCGUUGAUAAACAAAGGAACGAAAUAAAUAAGAUUCAAAACAAAUAAAUCGAGAUAACAUAUCUCUGGACAGAAACAUGGCACCCUUAUGUUUCCCUUAAACUCAAGGAUGUUGCAGAAAAUAUCCCUUGACUCAAAUUUUAGAAUUAAAUACAAAUACAAGCAAAAAAUUCAUUCCUUUCUUUCUUUAUUUAUUUUUUUAAAAGGUUUUCCUCCUCUUUUUUAACUCUCUUUUUGAACUUUUAAUAACCAAGGGUUUUGUCCGAAAUCAAAAGUUUUUAAAACCAAUACCAUUAUUGUCUCCUUGUAAACUACAAAAAUGUGAAUUUGUGAAAACUGUGAUGUCAUGUGCAUGCAUAUUACAUGUGCAGUGUUUCUUUAUAAAGUGGCAUCGCAAACUACUGGCUCGGCAUGCGUAUUAAAGCAUUUUUAGUUGUUUUUA